GCAAUGAGGGCGCCGCCAUGCGGACCCGCCUUCCGAUUGCGUGCAGGCCCGCUGACCACCAGGUAUCAGACGCGUCCCAUGAAGCCCAUAGACGUCCGGAUGAGUCGACCUGUCCAUGUCGACCCGAUAGGCAGGCCGUACGCCGCGAGAUUAAGGGCCUCGCGUGGUGUGCGCGUUUGCACCCGCGGCCCGCGGAGGGGUACUUGUAGGGCGGACGGUCCAACCUUAGUCUCUGCGUUCCUACGAAGAACGUUCCGCCGGGGACCACGAGGUAGGGAAAUUGGCCGAGUUUGCCAGACCGGAGCGAAGAAGCGCAGAGAUGCAUUGCACGGGCGGGAUAUUCAGGUACGAGUCGAGCAGUAGUU
This is a messenger RNA of Fomitopsis serialis, 365 nucleotides long. RefSeq lists its product as uncharacterized. Lineage: Eukaryota; Fungi; Basidiomycota; Agaricomycetes; Polyporales; Fomitopsidaceae. Bases 18 to 209 code for a protein of 63 amino acids. The transcript is spliced from 2 exons. The record is from RefSeq and is a predicted model, not a curated record.